Molecule: messenger RNA, 4709 nt
Organism: Zootoca vivipara (common lizard)
Lineage: Eukaryota; Metazoa; Chordata; Lepidosauria; Squamata; Lacertidae
Source: RefSeq, a predicted model, not a curated record
AUCUGGUCUGGUUUGGCUGGAACUGCUUUAAGGCCCAGGCCACAGAGAGCAGGCAUAAUUUGUUCUAUUGGUUAGAGAGUGACAAUAUUGGACCCGUAGCCCCUCUUUCCCCCACAUCAGUCAAGUUAAAUUACAAAGCCUACUGUCAUUGAAUUAAUAUCACCACAGCUCAUAAAGCUUUGCCUUAUUACAGAGGAUACGGAACCAUUGAAAUAUAAGACAUGGCUUCCCAUCAUUAGCUAGUGUAUGUUGCGAAUGUAUGUUCUAAUACAUCGGCCCUCCAGAUGUUUUGGACUACAGUUCCCAUCUUCCACAACCACUGGUCCUGUUAGCUAGGGAUCAUGGGAGUUGUAGGCCAAAACAUCUGGAGGGCUGCAGUUUGGUGAUGCCUGCCCUAAUACAAGGGUGGGUAACCUGAGGCCCCCCAGAAGUUGCUGGAUUACUACUCCCAUAAUCCCUGACCUUGCAGACUGGGGAUGAUGGGAGUUGUAGUCGUACAACACAUGGUGCAAGAAGAGGUCCCUGGUCUUUGGUGAGAAUUGUAUAUAUUAUUUAUAAUUCACAAAACUGAUUGCAUGUGAUGAUUUCCCUAGGGCUAUUGCUAGGAAUAGGCCCCAGAACAAAAUCCGUGUUGGGCUGGUUCAUCGCAAGGUGGAACCAAAGUUUGUUUCAUCCCAUUUCCAUUCAGGUUUUCAAGGACAAAUCUACCAUAUAUAAUCUUUAAAUCCCACACAGAAUACUUUGACAUAAGAAAUUAAGGGGGGACACACACCAUAAGGUGGUCCAAAUUUGUGUGUGCUUGCAAGGUGGUCCAAGGGCUGUAUUUGCCUGCCAUCUUUUCUCAUUUUUUUUUAAAAAAAUCAUCUGCCUAAGAGCAUCUAGCUAGCUCACAGGGCUCCUGCGAGUACAUGCAUUGAAAUCAGUGUAACAAGUAAUGGCAGGUCUUGAUGAUGUGUUGCUGUUCUCUGGAAAUUUUUUGCAUACGUUUUAUAUUUUACAUUCACCCCCUCCCCCCGCCACCUUUAAAGUCUUUGUAAAAUAUGUAAAAUACACUUAAAAUGUAUGUAGGAUAGCAACAUUCCCCCCCAAGAGUGACAACACAUAAUUAAAAAUGGAUCAAUCCUAGUGGGAUUUGCCACAUUGAUUUCAAUAUGUACAGCAGAAAUAGCCCCAUGCACUAGUUAGCUGCUCUUAGGCAACUGGAAUUGUUUUUGAAGGAAGACAGGCCGGCCAGCCUUGAACCACCUCAUAAGAAAAUUUUUAAGAGAUUGAGAAUCCAGUCCUGUAUGGGUUCCAGAGUGACUCCUUGCCCUGAGCAUCACAUUUGUCCAGGCAGAUAGGAUCAGGUCUGUCCACUUUGGAAUCAUAGCUUGCUGGAUUCCUCUCUCAUCCUCAGAACUCUUGACUGAGUUUGAAUUGAUCUGUAUAGCAGUUAAUCAAUAAAAUCUGUAUUUAUCUGCCUACAGAACAAUAGAUCUGAAGGGGGGAUAGGCAUGCAUGUGUCCCAGCAGCAGGAACCAUCUUAGAAAAGGCAUUUUCUCCUGGGUGAGAGAGUGACGGUGGAAUGCCUUUUCUGAGAAGGUGCCUCCCCGCUCCCCAAUUUUGUAGGUACCUGCAUUAAAAAGAAUUGAUUAUUUUUUAAAGCAAAAAAACCCUGCCACCUGAUUAAUUACAGCCACCUUUUUAGGGAAUCAAAAGAGAUGCAAUCAGCUAUGCUUAAUUGAUUAUACAUUGCAGACCUAGAUUUCCCCAGCUCUCCUGGGGGGGGGGGCUAUGUGUUUAAAGAAUGUGUGAAGGCGGUUGUGUGGCUUGAUCAGCCAACCCUGCCUUUAUUGCCCGUGUGUAGCAGUGUCAACCCAUGCCAUCUGCACCUAUGGCUGAUAUGUGAAGGGGCUCUACCUGCCCAUUGAUGUACACAGGCAGAACUUAAUGUGAAGGUGGGACCCUGACUGCUGCCUCUCACCAAUUCAUGGAGACUUCUGUGUGUGCAGAUGAGCAUGAACCCAAGAAAGCCUGGCAGAGAAGGAGUUGCAGCUGCUGGUCAUGAUUAACCAGCUGUCCAUCCUGCGGGACCAGCUGCUGACUGCCCACUCGGAGCAGAAGAACAUGGCAGCUAUGCUGUUUGAGAAGCAGCAGCAACAGAUGGAACUGGCCAGGCAGCAGCAGGAACAGAUUGCCAAGCAACAGCAACAGCUGAUCCAGCAGCAACACAAGAUCAACCUGCUACAACAGCAAAUCCAGCAGGUCAACAUGCCCUAUGUAAUGAUUCCAGCCUUUCCUCCCAGCCACCAGCCUCUUUCGGUCUCCCCAGAUUCUCAAAUGGCACUUCCCAUCCAGCCAAUCCCUUGCAAACCAGGGGAAUACCCCAUGCAGCUGCUGCACAGCCCCCCUCUGUCCGCACUGAAGAGACCCGCAAGCUCAGGCCACCUACAGAUCCAGGAAUCUUCGCAGCCACUGAACUUAACAGCAAAGCCCAAAGGCUCUGAGCUCCCCAAUUCCUCCAGCUCACCCAGCUUAAAGAUCAGCAGUUGCCAGUCCCUCGCUCCUAACCACGGGGUCUCUCAGGAGCUGCAGACCAGCCCUCCCAGCCUCCCUUUGGGGUUCCUGGGGGAGGGAGAUGCUAUCACCAAAGCAAUCCAGGAUGCCCGGCAGCUUCUGCACAGCCAAAGCAGAGCAUUGGAUGGAUCUCCAAAUCAUCCCUAUAGGAAAGACCACGUCAGCUUGGAUUCUUCACCUGCAAAAGAACAGGUGGAUGAGACUUCUUUGCAGAGACUGGAUGAGUCCAUGCUAACCUGUGAUGGGGAUGGCUCACGGCAUUUCCCCGAAUCCAGGAACAACAACCACAUAAAGCGUCCCAUGAAUGCCUUUAUGGUGUGGGCCAAGGACGAGAGACGGAAGAUCUUGCAGGCCUUCCCAGACAUGCACAACUCGAGCAUCAGUAAGAUUCUAGGCUCACGAUGGAAAUCAAUGUCAAAUCAGGAGAAGCAGCCCUACUACGAGGAGCAGGCUCGGCUCAGCCGCCAGCACCUGGAGAAGUAUCCCAAUUACAAGUACAAGCCCCGCCCCAAACGCACCUGCAUCGUGGAAGGGAAGCGGCUCCGUGUCGGCGAAUACAAGGCAUUGAUGAGGAAUCGGCGCCAGGACGCCAGGCAGGGCUACCUGAUUGCACCUCAGGGCAGCCAGAUGCCUCCUUCCUCUUCGGAUCUCAUGUACCAGCGGUCAGUUGGGAUGCAGCUGGCUUCACCCCUGAUGGACCACUACUUGCCCCGUGGCAUGGAAGCAAACAUGCCGGUCAUCAUCAACACCCAUAGCCUGAAGCCAGAAGAAGGGGACGGGGCUGAGGACAGUCAUUCAGUGCCCGAUGGCGAGAUGUACCACUACAGCGAAGAAGAGGAUUCGGAGGGCGAGGAGAAGAGCGAUGGCGAGCUGGUGGUUCUCACAGACUAAGCCGGUGGUGUGAAAGUGGGGGGGAGGUGUGUGGAAGCAGGGGACUUCACCAGCCUUUGUCCUCUUUCCAGCAUCAAAAUAAUUAGCUGACUUCGGAAGAAGGCAGGAGAGGGCCAAGGAAGCGAGAAAAUACCCCCAGGUUCUUCCGCUGUGUGGCUGCAGAUUCCCGGGAAGCAGCCAGGCCCGUGGGUAGUUGUACCGAGCUGCUGAAAGGAGAGGGGCGGUAGCUCAGCAGCAUAGGAGGGCACACUCUGCGGGCAGGAAGUCCCAGGUUCAAUCCCUGGCACUUCCAAUGAAAAGGUUCUUAUUCUGAAGAGCCAUUGCCAGUCAAAGUAGACAAUACUGGGCUUGAUGGACCAAUGGUCUGACUCAGUGUUUUCCUAGAUGUUUUAUAUAAAAGACAGACAUGGAGCAGAAGAAAGAGAGGAUUUGAGGAUUUGACCUGUGCGAGAUGGGUGUCCAUAGUGUUCGUAGGGCUUCUUGAUCAUUCAUCAUCUUCUCUCUUGAAUGGAAGGGAUUUUGGCUCAGGCUUGCUGAAUGUGCAUGAGGGUCAGGCUCAAAGAGAGGUGCCAUUCAAGGAGAGUGUCUUGGAAUGCAGAUGACAUUGCGACUGCUGAGGGACAUCGCUCCUGCCCUCUGGGUGGAGGCGCAGGGCUCUCCCCCCCAAACUGCUGUGAAUUUAUAUAAGAGGGAACAAAAUCCAUUAUGGACUGGCAAGGGAGUGCAUACAACUGGGAAUAUAACCUGAAGCCGAUCCAGGAAUGUAAGAUCUCCUGAAUCCAACUAAGCAAUAUAACACUGAUCUUUUUGCUCUUGGGAGCAAAUGCAAGACUGGGGAGAAGUUCACUUCCUAGCCACAACUGCAUGUGUCUUCCACGCAGCAUUCAGUUGUGCUGUGGCUUAGCAGCAAAUCUCUCCUUGUGUCCAUUGCUUGCUUGAUCUCCUUUCCUUGAAAGCUGGUGUGUGCAGCCAGUUGGACAGAGGCCUCACCUGCUGGCAGUCUGGCCAUCUGCACCAGCUUUUAGUAGCCACACAGUCGCCACCAAUUCAUCUGACCUCUCUGGGGCCUUUCAUUUUUGCUCAAACCAAAGGCCUGGGUGGAACGCUUGUUCCCUGUGUGUUCCGGAUGCCUGCCAGUUCUGCAUCUCCCUCCCCACCCCAGCUCCACUUUUGUCCUGUGUUUGUUUCUUUCUGCUCCCACCGGCCCUGCCAAUAAAUUCUCAUAGAGCCAUUUUUAGCUCUGGACUUGAAUGAAUAACAAC